AUGGAUGAAACGAUCAAAAAAUCUUUGCAAGAAGUGAACAGCACUGCUGCAAGCAUUAUUCCUGGAUUUCCUGAAAUAAUUUCGAUGAAUAACUCACAAAAUUCUGAUCUCAGAAAUCAAUCAAAAUCAAAGAUUAGACCAGAAAAUGGAAGUAUGGAUAAGAUUAAUGCAGAAAUAGAUUCUAAUGAUAAUAGCACAAACAUUUCUGCAAAUUCCACAACGAUGAAACCCGACACAGUAGAAGCUGUUGAUCUCCAUCAUCAGAUUAAUUUAACUGUCAGACCUAUAAUUGGAAACCAUAGUGCAAACAGUACAAAAGCAGUUAUUGAAGUUGCAAACACAAAAUCACUAAAUCUAAAUGGACAACCUAAAUCAACGGAUUUCGACAAAACACAAACAUCUGAUGCGAUUAUUUACAACGAAAAGAACAAUACUGAAGGAGUAAUAAAAGCUAAUCCUACAAGUUCAGUAAAUUUACAGAAAGAACUUGCAACAAUAAUUUCUGAUAAGGUGACAAUUUCUGAUCAAAUCGAUCAAAAAGAAUCUGAAGCCGUAAUUAAAAACGAUGCGAAAGUAGAACUAGAAUCUCUUACCAGAAAUUAUCUAAACCCUCUGAUUCGUGGCAUGUUUCAAGAAUGGAAGAAGCAGUUAACUGAAAAGAAGCAUGCAAUUGAUUUAUAUAGUGCAAUGCAACGUACCAGUGGUGAUUUCUGGAUUUUUUUUACAAAUGCAAUCAAUUCACUGAAAACAUUUACUGACAUCUUAUUGUUACCACUUUUAGCACCUUUUCAACCACAAACACUUACCAAUCACUGA
Molecule: messenger RNA, 816 nt
Organism: Thelazia callipaeda (thelaziosis nematode)
Lineage: Eukaryota; Metazoa; Nematoda; Chromadorea; Rhabditida; Thelaziidae
Source: the annotation of a GenBank genome assembly